AAUCUUCUGGAAACUCCUUAUGAUUCUGAACAGUUUGCUAACAAGCUAAACACGUAGCACCCGACAGCUUUAGCAAGUUUUAUUCUAACUUUAUGAACAAAUAUAUCAGAUACAUGUCCACUAUGGCGGUUUCGCUAAAGCUUCGCUGUUGUUAUAACUUGUUAUGGACGGUGUUUGUGUCUUAACCGUUAGAAAAAGUAGCAGUUUUAGUGAGGAACGUUAGCUUAGCAUUGGUCGCUGUAACACAAACACAAAGCCCAUCCUCCCCUCAGGCUUGCUGGACGGGUUCAAGUUUAACUCUGCGCCCUGUUCUCCAAUCUGGAAACACUUAUCAAAAUGUCGAUCCUUGGACUGAAGAAGAAACAACCCAAGACUUUCAAAGUUAAAGUCGUUACUAUGGAUGCUGAGAUGGAGUUCAGCUGUGAGGUCAAAUGGAAAGGUAAAGAUUUGUUUGACCUGGUCUGUCGCACCGUCGGUUUGAGGGAGACCUGGUUCUUUGGACUCAGAUACACGGUGAAGGACACCUACGCCUGGCUUAAACAGGAGAAACAGGUUCUGGAUCAGGAGGUUCCCAAGGAUUCCCCCAUAACAUUUCACUUUCUCGCAAAAUUCUUCCCUGAGAAAGUUGAAGAAGAACUGGUCCAAGAAAUCACCCAACACCUAUUUUUCUUACAGGUGAAAAAACAGAUACUAGAUGAAGAGAUAUUCUGUUCCCCUGAAGCUUCAGUGCUUUUGGCCUCUUAUGCUGUCCAGGCAAAGUACGGUGACUAUGAUCCAAACUUUCACAAGCCAGGUUUUCUUGCACAAGAUGAACUGUUGCCAAAAAGGGUUCUGAUGCAGUACCAAAUGACUGCGGACAUGUGGGAGGAGAAGAUUACAGCUUGGUACGCCGAACACAGAGGCAUCGCCAGAGACGAAGCAGAGAUGGAAUACCUGAAGAUCGCCCAGGACCUCGAAAUGUACGGUGUUAGCUACUUUGCCAUUACUCAAAAUAAGAGAGACACAGACCUUUUACUGGGUGUGGACGCUCAGGGUCUCCAUAUCUACAACCCCAACAACAAACUGAACCCAAACAAGUCUUUCCCCUGGAGUGGGAUCCGGAAUAUCUCCUACAGCGAGAAGGAGUUCACAAUUAAACCUCUAGAUAAGAAGAAAGAUGUCUUCAAGUUCUACUCGUCUCAGCUGCGUGUCAACAAGCUGAUUCUGCAGCUGUGCAUCGGGAACCACGAUCUGUUCAUGAGGAGGAGGAAGGUGGACUCCAUCGAGGUGCAGCAGAUGAAGGCUCAGGCCAAAGAGGAGAAGGCCCGCAAGAAGAUGGAGCGUCAGAUCCUGGCCCGGGAAAAGCAGAUGAGAGAGGAAGCAGAGCGGGCGAAAGAGGAGAUGGAGCGAAGACUUUUCCAGCUGCAGGACGAGGCGCGGCUCGCUAACGAGGCGCUGCUGCGGUCUGAGGAGACGGCAGACCUGCUGGCAGAAAAGGCCCAGAUCGCUGAGGAGGAGGCUAAGCUUCUGGCUCACAAAGCUGCAGAGGCUGAGCAGGAGCGACAGAGGUUAGAGGUCACAGCCAUGAAGAGCAAGGAGGAGAAACGCCUGAUGGAGCAGAAGAUGAGGGAGGCGGAGCAGCUGGCUGUAAAGCUGGUGGAGCAGUCUGAGAGGAGGCUGAAAGAAGCAGAUCACCUAAAGCAGGACCUGACAGAAGCAAAGGAUGCUGAGCGAAGAGCCAAGCAGAAGCUCCUGGAAAUCACCAAAACAACAUACCCUCUCAUAGCUGCGUACUCUUCUCCGCCUGCUCCUCCUGAAGCAGCCGACUUCAGCUAUGAUUCAGCGUCGUCACGCCUCGACUUCAAGGACUCGGACAUGAAGAGGCUGUCCAUGGAGAUCGAGAGAGAACGGCUGGAGUACAUGGAGAAGAGCAAACACCUGCAGGACCAGCUGAAGGAGCUGAAGUCGGAGAUCGAGUCUCUGAAGCUGGAGGAGCAGCAGCAGGCCAGCAUGUACAGCCUCCCCGGAGAGGCCAGAGGUUACGUCCCCGAACCGGCAUAUGUACCUCACAGCAACCGAAACUCAGCCUACAUGUCUCAGAUGGCCUUCUUUGAAGAAGUGUGAUCGCUGUGUUUCCAGAUGAGAAAAAAGGGCAUCUGCAGCUGGGAAUUUGUCCUUCUGUGUUAUAUCGUACCUGACUGAGAGCAGCAGCAGACAGAGACCUGCCACCGCCCUGUUUGCCUUGGAAAGACUUUGAAUCUGUCCUUCAGCAAACAGACACUCCUUGCUGUGCUGCAGCACCUUUACCUUUUCUCUUAAAUGCAAACAACAACAGUGACACUAAUGUCAUUAAUCCAGGAUGUGGGGCUGAAGUUUUAAGUGGUUUGCUACAGCUUUAGAUGAUCAAAUGCAGAUGCCAUUAUGACUAUCUUCCUGAGAUGGAGUCUGUUGAUCAGUUUGUACUUUGGAAAUGUGGAAAACAGAAUAUGAGGGUCUUAUGGUACGUAACAGCGCGACUUUAAAAAAUUAGGGGAACGCUAGUAGUUUAAAAGUAAUGUCUACUGUUUCAGGUAGAAGCUAACAAACACAAAGUGAAACAUCAACUAGAUUUUAACUGUUUUCUGUUCUGACUAGAUAUUUAACUACUCUUCUUAUCAGAGGUGGAAGAAUUAAUUUAAUUUGUCCUUUUAAGUGUAGCUUAUUAAAGCUAUAAGCGUUCUUGCAAAAACAUAAAAACUUGUAUUUUUGUCUAGUUUCUACUACAAAUAUCUUUGUCCUCUUUAAAAAAGACAAAACUAACUUAGAUGCAACUUUUCAGCAAGAAAAAGGAGCUUGUUUUCAUUCACUGAUAUUGAUGAAAAAGUAGCAGUUUCAUUGGCAGAUUAUUUCACGUAUAACAUAGAACAAAGUGUUUUGUUUUUUCAUCAAUAUUAAGGAAUUAUUGACUUAAGGCAAACUCAAAUUUUUCGCCAAAAAGUUUUAGUUUUUAUUAUUUGAAGUGUACUAAGAUAUUUUCACCAGAAAUUAGAAAAAAACACUUGGCAGGAUUUUGUGUUUUUGCAAUGUGUCCAGUCCAAACCCAGUUUUGAUUUUGGAUCACAAUAUUCCACCACUCACCUCUAUCUAAGUUUUAUAUAUAAUACUCGAUCAUUUAAAGGGAACUUAAAAAGAAAAAAUAAAAAGAACGCACUCGAAUCCUUCAAGCAUAUUUUUUGUACUUUGCACAAAUUUUGUCUUUUCCGGUCGUUUUGACGUCCAUUUUUUUUAGCUUGUUGUGUUUACACCAAUGCUGCAGUUUGGGUGGCCGAACAAACCAAACCAACAAAAGGUGGUAAUAAAAUCCCAAAGUCAACUAUAAAAGUUUUGUAGGUUGUGCUUUAAUAUCUGGCCAAGAAACCAGUCAAUUUAUUUCAGCUCUGUCUGCCAAGAAUAGUUAGAUCUCAAGCCAGAAUUAUGCCUCAGUUUUUGUUUAUAUUGAAAAACCCAAACUAGUGCAAUUAAUUUCUAUUUCUGAAAGUAAUUGACAUUAUAUGCUGUAUAAUCAAGGCCUCCUGAAAAAAGAAUUGGAUAAUUAAAAGUCUUAAUUUCAAGUUGUAGUUCAUCCCCAUGACUAGUUUAUGUUACAAAGGUCCAGCUGUCUUUCAUAUAAAGACUAAAAUUUUGAAGUUUUCUAGAUAGACAUCACAUUAUGUCAAGUGUUUAUAAAUUAUUAUUGAUAAUGUUAUGGCUUAUGUUCACCACAGUGCUUUGAACAUAAAGAUUUGAGUCAAAUUGAAGAAUUUUGGUAUAUUUUAGAUGAACAAACAGCUUUUGAAUUGCAAGCUGAUUUAAAAGCAAAUAAUAUAGUAAUAAGUUCACAGAGAUGUCAUUGAAGGUGGCAUGAAACACUACAGUAAUUCCCUUAUUAACUGUGCCUGCAUCUUCAUUGCAGGCACAUCAUUAGGGAGAGACGAUGUGUGAUGGUGUUUAACUCAGCUUUUGGCCUCCAUUUGGUAUUUAUGUUCCUCCUGAACUGUCUUUACUGAUGCCACACAGGCCCCUUUUGUGUUCAUAGUGCAGAGGUUUCAAGCUUAUAGUGUUACAUUUGGUACUGCUGAUGUUAUUUGAACUUUGCCUUUUUGCUAUGACUGCACACACUAAUGUGUUACUGAGUGUGUUGUACUUCUAGAAUGAACACUGCAGAAGUCUUUGAGUGACAUUGACCCAGGGUUUAAUAUCUUAACUUAUCUACAGAUUAGAAGACUGAUGACAUUUCCUCCUCUUUAUAUGCAAUUCUCAGGAUUAAUGUUGGAGACAAUCAAAGCUGUUAGAAUCUCAUUAUUUCCCCCCUGAGUUAAACAGUGCAGUAUAAAGUUCACAUGGUGAAUUGUAGGCAGUAAAACUGCAAAGCUGUGAAAAGUCUUAAGUAUUUACAUGUUUGAAAGACUUUUACCAGCUGUGGACACAAUGCAUCUAAACUAAACUUUUUGACGUUUUGGUUUAUUAAAACAUACAACCUUGUGCAUCUUUCUUUGUUAGGAGCAGCCUGUCUGACUUAUUUAUGCAGUGAACAGUGACAGAUGAGGGGUUGCUGUCGGUUCCAGAGAGCAUCGCCUGCCUGGGUCCCGUGUAAAUUGAUUCUGUUGAAAUGUGCUUCUGCUCCCAGGUUUAUCAGAUUUAUCUGGGCUGCAGAUGCACCGUCACAUUUCUUGAAGUUUACAGUUUAAGAAUAAAUGUGUUUUGUAUUGAUGCUUUAUUUUUCUGUAUUGUGUUGUAAAAUCACAGACAUGGAGUGGUAAAAAUUUGAGGUCAGUACUUUGUAACCUCAAGUCAUGUUGUCUUUGACAUUUCAUUAUGGUAGUAAUGACUCUUGGUUGUAUCCGUAUUGCUUUGCUCCAUGGUUGUGCACUCAUUAGGCGUUGUCCUGUUAAUAAGAGGAUAUUUCUCCCCACUUAAUUUGUCGGUAAGCCGCUCGAGUGACUUCAUCACUGCUACACUGUUGUCACACCAGAAUGUUGCAAACAUUCCUUGUAUUCUGCAUUUGAAUAUCAUUAAAAAAGAAAUACUGCCUGGUA
This is a messenger RNA of Poeciliopsis prolifica (blackstripe livebearer), 5033 nucleotides long. It is a transcript of the gene nf2b, whose product is annotated as NF2, moesin-ezrin-radixin like (MERLIN) tumor suppressor b. Gene Ontology annotation, biological process: positive regulation of protein localization to early endosome; regulation of organelle assembly; positive regulation of early endosome to late endosome transport. The transcript is spliced from 17 exons. Gene Ontology annotation, molecular function: cell adhesion molecule binding; actin binding. The record is from RefSeq and is a predicted model, not a curated record. The coding region runs from base 337 to 2103 and encodes 588 amino acids. Lineage: Eukaryota; Metazoa; Chordata; Actinopteri; Cyprinodontiformes; Poeciliidae. Gene Ontology annotation, cellular component: apical part of cell; cytoskeleton; filopodium.